UGGUCAUUUGUUAAAUGCCGUGGACCUGCUGUGAAGGGUUGUGAGUGACGGUGUCAUGGCUUGUUUGUAUCGUAAACUUCUGCAAUGUAGUUCUUUUAAAUUUCAAAUAAAUUCUAGAAUAUCUCUACCUGCUUGCAGUAAGGUACACUAUGCUCAUAGUAGAUCACAUUCAGCAUUGUCAAAUGAUAAGUUAUUUGACAAAAUCCUCAUUGCAAACCGGGGUGAAAUAGCUUGCAGGGUGAUCAAGUCAUGCAAACGUCUUGGUAUUAAAUCCGUUGCAAUAUUUAGUGAAGCUGAUCGAUAUGCACUUCAUACAAAAAUGGCAGAUGAAAGUGUUUGUGUUGGUCCCCCUCCAUCAGGAGAAAGCUACCUUAAUAUGGAAGCCAUCUUAGAUGCUAUUAAAAGUACAGGGGCACAAGCAGUUCAUCCAGGUUAUGGUUUUUUAUCAGAAAAUACGAAUUUUGUCAAACUAUUGGAAGAUAAUGAUGUUGUUUUUAUCGGUCCUAACUCAUAUUCCAUGCAAGCUAUGGGUGAUAAGAUUGAAAGUAAGAUUGUGGCUAAGAAGGCUAAUGUCAAUAUUAUUCCAGGCUUUGAUGGAGUUGUCAAGGAUGAUGAAGAAGCUAUAAAACAUGCGAGGGAGAUAGGUUACCCAGUAAUGAUCAAGGCCUCUGCUGGCGGCGGUGGUAAAGGUAUGAGAAUUGCUUGGAAUGACCAGGAAGUUAGAGAUGGAUUUCGUUUAUCCUCUCAAGAGGCGAAGUCAAGUUUUGGCGAUGAUCGUUUGUUGAUAGAAAAAUUUAUCAAUAAUCCAAGACAUAUUGAAAUUCAAGUUGUUGGAGAUAAACAUGGCAAUUGUAUAUACCUGAAUGAGCGAGAGUGUUCCAUUCAACGUAGAAAUCAGAAAGUCGUUGAAGAAGCGCCAAGUGUAUUCCUUGAUCCAGAGAUGAGAAAAGCGAUGGGAGAACAAGCUCUGGCUUUAGCAAAGGCAGUUCAAUAUGAUUCAGCUGGGACAGUUGAAUGCCUUGUUGAUUCAGAUAAAAAUUUCUACUUCCUUGAAAUGAACACGAGAUUACAAGUGGAACAUCCAGUUACCGAGUUAAUCACAGGAGUUGACCUGGUUGAAGAAAUGAUACGAGUUGCUGCAGGUCAUCCCCUUCAAUAUAAACAAUCAGAUAUCGGUAUUAAAGGAUGGGCUGUGGAGAGCCGUGUUUAUGCAGAGGACCCAUUCAAGAAUUUUGGUCUUCCUUCCAUUGGACGACUACAUACCUAUAAGGAACCAACAAGCAUUCCAAACGUUCGUGUUGACAGCGGUAUUAUUGAAGGGAGUGAAAUCAGCAUUUACUACGAUUCCUUAAUUUCAAAGCUUACGACGUACGGGGCAACACGAGAUGAGGCUCUGAGCACCAUGACUAAGGCACUUGAUUCUUACGUAAUUCGAGGUUUAAUCAACAAUGUGUCUUUGUUGCGAGAGGUGGUUACCCAUCCAGACUUCAUCACUGGUGAUAUAACUACAAAGUUUUUUGAGGAACAUUACCCGGAUGGUUUUAAAGGGAAACAACUAAAUAACGAUGAACGAAAUGAACUGGUUGCAGCUGCAAGUUAUUUAUUCUUACUUCGAGAGACAAGACAAAAACACUUUCUCAAUCAUGACAGACCGUCGGGGAAAUCUGCCAAUCUUGAUAAGUGGAAAUUGUAUGUUCUUCUGGAUGAUCAGAAACAUGAGGUGGAAGUAAAGAUUCUUGAUAAGACUUAUCAAAUUAAUAUAGACGGUACCGAACUAGAAUUUGAAUCUUCGUCAAACCUCUCUUCAUAUCUUAUUGAAACAAAGAUAAAUGGAAAAGAAGUUAUUCUACAGAGCUUGUCACGAACUGGUCAACAUUUGCAGCUACAGCAUUAUGGCUCCAAGUUUGACGUGACUGUGAUGGAUGAAGCUCAAAAUGAAUAUUUUCAGCAUAUGUUAGAGAAACCGAAGGAGGACCUCACGCCAUUCUUAGAUUCACCAAUGCCAGGGACAGUUAUAUCAGUCUCUUGUGAACCUGAACAAGACGUUGAAGAAGGCCAGGAGGUUUGUGUAGUCGAAGCAAUGAAGAUGCAAAACAGUUUGUGCAUCCAAAAAUCUGGCAAGGUAAAGAAAGUGAAUUGCAAACCAGGAGAUAAGAUUCAGGAGGGUCAACGCUUGAUUGAGCUGUACUAAAUAUGUGUAAGAAAUUAGUGAAUGAUAAAGAAGUCAACCUCGUUUUCGGGAUUGUAGCAAAAAUACUUUCUUCGAUCCAAGCAACUAUGCUGAAGAUGUGUUGUACAACUCGAUCAUGAAUUCCAUGCAAAUAAUUUGUGAAGAUAUUCUUACAUAUGAUGUCAUAAUCUGUCAUUAUACAGGGUGUAUCAGAAAAACGUUUUACACUUGGGAAAUGUCUUCUAGACGUACGCUCACGCAUCGUUAGAGAAAGCUUUUGGUAUUUGUAGGUACUUUGAGCC
This is a messenger RNA of Dendronephthya gigantea, 2472 nucleotides long. Its product is annotated as propionyl-CoA carboxylase alpha chain, mitochondrial-like. Gene Ontology annotation, cellular component: mitochondrion. The transcript has 25 exons. The record is from RefSeq and is a predicted model, not a curated record. Bases 56 to 2191 code for a protein of 711 amino acids. NCBI's taxonomy places the organism in Eukaryota, Metazoa, Cnidaria, Anthozoa, Malacalcyonacea, Nephtheidae. Gene Ontology annotation, molecular function: ATP binding; propionyl-CoA carboxylase activity; metal ion binding.